CAAGUUUUCUGAUAUUCGAUCUUCCAGUUUUUGCUGCAAAAUUUGAAGCCUUUGACGAAGAAACAAGUUCCGACGAGUUGACCACUCUACAAUCCCUGGCCUUGCCGGCAUAGGGAUGAGAUCAGUAGCCGUUGCUGUCAACGGCGGCUCCAGCGCUGGCAGGGGUAGCCGGCGAGCCGUCCAGUGGGCGGUGGAGAAUCUUAUGCCUCAAGCCGAUAGGUUCAUCUUAGUUCAUGUUAUGCCCCGAAUCGCUUCAAUCCCAACACCAUCUGGAGAGUGUAUCCCUGUUAUGGAUCUAGAUGCCCAUGUGGCAACAGCUUAUAUUCAGGAUGUAAAGGAGAAGUUCGAGCAAAUCUUUACUCAAUUGAAGAAACUCUGCAAAACAAGCACAGUUGAAACCUUGUUGCUGGAAGAUGACGAUCCUGCAACUGCACUACUUAGAUAUAUAUCAGAAUCAGAGAUUCAAAUAUUAGUGUUGGGAACUGGCUCUUCAAAUUUUAUAACAAGGAAGCUAAAAGGACCAGGGAUACCAACAACUGUUCUAAGAUGUGCUCCUGACACUUGUGAUGUAUAUCUUGUAGCUAGAGAUAGAAUUAUAUCAAAAUUAGGCGAUUCUUCAUCUUCACCCUCACGUGAGAGCAGCUCAAGGUACUCCGUGUCUACACAAGGGAAUCCAGGACAUGUCGAUGCUCAAAUAACAGGACUUAAUUCUUCCACAACGGGACUUGAAUUUCUUGCAAACAGAAUCCCAUCAAUGUCAGUCUCGGAGUGGAGUUUCAUAGGUUCUCAAACAUCUAGUGCUGCAAAUUCUCUUAAAAAUCUCACUAUAAACGAAGGCAAUCUAGAAAGCUUUAGAGAUGAUGCUGAAACUGCAAGCAUCCACUCAUUUGAUUCCACGGCUUCUGCACAAAUUGAACAACCAGUCUUGCAAGAAAUAGAGCAGCUGCAGCUGGAGUUACGGAAUACUGUUGCCAUGUAUAAACAGUUUUGUGAAGAGUUGGCUCUCUCUCAAAGUAAGGUUCAUUUACUUUCAGCUGAAUAUCUUGAAGAAUCAAGAAGAGUAAAUGAUUCCCUGAAAAGAGAGGAGGCUUUGAGAAAGAUUGCUGCUGAAGAAAAAGAAAAGUAUUUGAAAGUCAUGGAGGAACUUGAGGAGGCAAAAAUGAAGUUUGCAAAAGAGUCGUAUGAAAGGCAGAUGGCUGAACUUAAUGUCCUCAAAGAAUCUGUAGAAAGGAAGCGGAUAAUUGAUACAUUGCUCUCGAGUGACAAGAGGUACAGAAAGUACACUAUGGACGAAAUUAAUGAAGCAACAGACAACUUUUCUAAGGAUCUUUUGAUUGGUGAAGGAGGUUAUGGGAAGGUCUAUAAGUGCAGGCUCGAUCACACUACAGUAGCUGUAAAAGUUCUGCACCAGGAUGCAAUUAACAAGAAAGAGGAGUUUCUGAAGGAGGUUGAGAUUCUAAGUCAGCUACACCAUCCACACAUGGUUUUGCUGCUAGGAGCUUGUCCUGAAACUGGCUGUCUUGUUUAUGAAUACCUGGAAAAUGGAAGCCUUGAUGACUACCUUUUCAGUAACAGUGGGAAACCCCCACUUCCUUGGUUCAUUCGAUUCCGUAUAGUUUUUGAAGUGGCUUGUGGGUUAUCGUUCUUGCAUAAUUCAAAGCCUGAGCCAAUUGUUCAUCGAGAUAUGAAACCAGGAAAUAUCUUGCUGGACAGAAAUUAUGUGAGCAAAAUUUCAGAUGUUGGAUUGGCUAAAUGCCUUUCAGACGUCAUACCUGACAAUAUAACUGAGUACAGAGAAUCUAUGCUUGCUGGUACUCUGCAUUACAUGGAUCCAGAGUAUCAGAGAACUGGCACUGUCCGACCAAAAUCAGAUGUAUAUGCAUUGGGGGUUAUAACUCUUCAAUUGAUAACCGCUCGCCAUGCACGCGGACUCAUUUUGGCUGUAGAAAAUGCGGUUAAAAAAGGCUCCCUCUCUCUUAUUUUAGAUAAAUCAGCUGGAGAUUGGCCACCAACUGAAACGGAAGAGUUGGCUCAAAUUGCCCUGCGAUGCUCGGCACUGAGAUGCAGAGAUAGACCAGAUCUUGAUACUGAAGUUCUUCCACUGCUCAAAAGAAUCUAUGAUGUGGCAAAUGCUACUGCAAAAGUGGGAAGAAAUAGUAGCAUGUGCCCACCAAGCCAAUAUUAUUGUCCAAUCCUUCAGGAAAUAAUGGAUGAUCCACACGUCGCUGCGGAUGGUUUUACCUACGAGUAUAGAGCAAUCAAGGCAUGGCUCAGCAAACACAAUGUAUCACCUGUAACUAAGCAUACAAUGCAGCAUUCUACAUUGACUCCAAACCAUACGUUACGUUCGGCCAUUCAGGAGUGGAGAUCACGACAGAAGUGAAGCAAAACCAUAUGGUGGUAUUUGAUAUGUGAAUAUCUUAGUUUUCCAAGUAUUUAAAACAUGUUUUUGAUCAUACCAAAUAUGAUAAAUCCUUAUGCUAAGAUACACACAGACCAAAAGCCACGGGCUACAAGGGACAGAAUUUUUCACCACACGUUUGAACUUUAGCAUGUAAUAUUAUUUGAGUGGCAUAAAAGGGUUGCACCGUUCCAGAACAUUAUGGAAGCUGAGGUUUUCACAAUUGUAAGGAUGUAAAUUGUCUUGUUUCUUUUCUUUUCAGUUGUAAAAAAAAAAACACAUCAUAGAUAUUUCAGGUAUGUAAAUUGUCCGAUGGCCUUUUGGUUUUUCUGUUUCUAAUCAUUUUGGACUGAAUUUUGUGUUUCUAAUCUUGUCGAACAUCUUCCCACGAUUUCACUUACCACUACACAUUGUCGCUCUUUUUUGGAGUGUCCUUAAA
Messenger RNA from Neltuma alba, 2840 nucleotides. RefSeq names its product U-box domain-containing protein 34. Bases 116 to 2383 code for a protein of 755 amino acids. Gene Ontology annotation, molecular function: protein kinase activity; ubiquitin-protein transferase activity; ATP binding. Gene Ontology annotation, biological process: protein phosphorylation; protein ubiquitination. The record is from RefSeq and is a predicted model, not a curated record. Lineage: Eukaryota; Viridiplantae; Streptophyta; Magnoliopsida; Fabales; Fabaceae. The transcript has 9 exons.